AAUAAUGAUUCUUGUUCCAGACGGUUUGAGCAAUGUCCCUCAACUUAUCAGAAAACGACAUUGCGGAUUACCUACGUCGUCAUGACAACGCCUACGCCAUCCAAACUUUACCCGCCAUCUUGUACCUCGUCAUACUGAUGCUACUGGGCUUUGUCGGCAACUCCAUCGUCUGCUAUGUCUAUCUCUUUAAGUUUCAUAGUGUCACAACCACAUCAUACUUCGUCGUGGCAUUGGCAGUGCUAGAUCUCUUAAACUGCAUCACAAACAUCCCCUUUGAAAUCGUCGACCUCAGACACAACUUUACCCUCGGAUCUUCGGUCGUCUGCAAGAUCAUGCCAUUGACCGUGACCUUUGUAUCUCUUGCCUCUGGAACUGUUUUGCUAGCCGUUGCAGUGGUCAGGUAUCGGAAGGUGUGUCAUGCGUUUCGCAAACAGUUGACGAAAUCGACAGCAAAGUUGGCCAUUCUGCUUUGUUUUGUAUUGGCUGCCGGUAUGUCCGCGCCGAGUGUGUUUCUAUUUGGGCCAAGGACGGUCGUGCUUGGCGGGGACGUUAACGGCACCGAAUGUGGCGUAUCGGAAUCUUUUGAAGAGAGCGUGUUCGCUGUCGUUUACAACGGAGUCCAGUUUCUCGAGUUUGUCGUUGCCACAGUGACUAUCGUCGUGCUGUAUGUAUUAAUAUGGCGUCAGAUAUCAAGGCAGCACAAAUACGUGAGCACGGUAACCACGAGCGCCAAUACUGGACGAACCUAUGAGGUUCACGUUGCCCGCAGCAGCGAGAACGAGGCCACGUCAAUGUCAACGGGAGAUCUAUAUAUUUCGUCCUCAAAUGACAGCGAACAGGGUAAGAGUAUCUCCAAUGUCAGCAAAUCACAGGAUUCGACCAUUCCUGGGAACAACAGUGCUACAACAGUCCAAAGACAGCCAAAUCUUGAAGAUGCACAACAGCCAUCUCAGUCUGACGACACAGACACGGUGAGAGUCAAGGACACGCCAAGGUCACAACGUGAGAUACAAGUCCGGAAGACAACAUUAAUGCUAUUCCUCAUCAGCCUCGUUUUCAUUCUCAGCUUCCUGCCUCAUCUUGGCAUCAUGGCGGCCACCGUUAACAACAAGCACCUGUACGACAAUCUCCAAGGAGCCCAGAUCGCCGCAUACAACAUCUGUGAGAGAUCCUAUUUCAUCAACAGCGCCUCCAACCCCAUCAUUUACAGCUUCUGCAGCGUCAACUUCCGUCGAGCCGUCAGGGAUAUGAUAAAGAGGAAGAAAUAAUAAGAAACCAGACUCAGAAACGUUUAGCCUGAUGGCCUACGAUGCAUCGAUGGAGAAUUCGUAACUACUGUACAAUACAUGAGCAGCGACUAUGACCUCAAAAAUUGAUAUUAAUGCCCAGACUCAUACUUGUUUUAAUAGUGCCAGUUCACUCAAGUAACAUCGAUACCAGACUGUCACAGUACACUGACUCCGAGCCAACAUCGUUGCUAAGAGACACGAAGGGUAACAAUAAGUACCAUCAUUAAACAUAUUUGGGUUUGACUCGGACGAGGAUCGAACUCCCGAUCUUAAGCUACUCGGGCAGACGCUUGGCUAACAACACCACGGAGGUGGUGAAAUCUAUGGCGGAAACAAGAAGAUAGAGAGACUUCGAAAGAGAUUUAGAAGACAACCCGUCACUGCUUCAGCUGUUAUUUUCGGGUCCACAGAAUAAUUUGAAGUCCAAGUUGUGAAGUCGUGUUAUUCUUAAGACCCCUCUCCCAUCCACCAGGGUGGAAGUCAUUUACUGUUUCAGUUGAUGCUGGGGUAAAAAAACUAAUUUGCUAUCCCAGGACCACUAGCUGCCAAGUCAGCU
Haliotis rubra (blacklip abalone) is the source of this 1845-nucleotide messenger RNA. RefSeq names its product neuropeptide Y receptor type 5-like. The transcript has a single exon. The coding region runs from base 33 to 1268 and encodes 411 amino acids. Gene Ontology annotation, biological process: G protein-coupled receptor signaling pathway. Gene Ontology annotation, cellular component: membrane. Gene Ontology annotation, molecular function: G protein-coupled receptor activity; peptide binding. NCBI's taxonomy places the organism in Eukaryota, Metazoa, Mollusca, Gastropoda, Lepetellida, Haliotidae. The record is from RefSeq and is a predicted model, not a curated record.